UCCUGCUCCCUGCGUGCCUGUCCCUGGAGGUGUCUGUGGGAAAGGCCACCACCAUCUACGCUGUCAAUGGCACGGAGAUCCUGCUGCCCUGCACCUUCUCCAGCUGCUUUGGCUUCCAUGACCUGGGCUUUUGGUGGUCUUACAACAGCAGUGACACAUUCAAGAUUCUCAUUCGCGGGACCGUGAAGACAGAGAAAUCUGACCCCAGGGUGCAUCUGAAAAAUGACGACCGCAUCACUCUGGAGGGCUCCACGAAGGAGAAGAUGAACAACCUUUCCAUCCUGCUGAAGGACCUGGAGUUCAGCGACACGGGCAGGUACACCUGCCACGUGAAGAACCCCAAGGAGAAGGACCUCCAGCACCAGGCCACCAUCUUCCUCCAAGUGGUCGAUAAACUGGAGGAAGUGGACAACACGCUGACAGUCAUCAUCCUGGCCGUCGUGGGCGGGGUCGUCGGGCUCCUGGUCUUCAUCCUGCUGCUCAAGAAGCUCAUCACCUUCAUCCUCAAGAAGACUCAGGAAGAGAAGAAGGAGUGCCUCGUAAGCUCCUCAGGGAACGACAACACGGAGAAUGGGCUGCCAGGCUCCAAGGCCGAAGAGAAACCGCCAGCCAAAGUGUGAGCUCUGCGGGGCCAGCAGCCCCGGGAGCCUCACUCUCAGCGAGGAAACAGGCCUGAGCCUGCCUGUGAAUCCACAUGCCUGAGACAUUGCUGCUUGGCUCCAACUGUAGUCUUUUGGGGUGGGGAGGACCGGGUCCUGUCCAGCCUGCCCCACCCCUCCCCAGCCAAGGCUCCCCAGGAUAAGGGCUGGUUGGGGGGCGGUGGAAAGCUUAGGCAGUGUGGGGGUCAGGCCCCCAUCACCUGGGUAGGUGGUUCUUAACUCUCCCCACCCCGUAAGAGCAAUGCCUUGGUUGC
Molecule: messenger RNA, 913 nt
Organism: Miniopterus natalensis
Lineage: Eukaryota; Metazoa; Chordata; Mammalia; Chiroptera; Miniopteridae
Source: RefSeq, a predicted model, not a curated record